Brassicogethes aeneus is the source of this 2853-nucleotide messenger RNA. NCBI's taxonomy places the organism in Eukaryota, Metazoa, Arthropoda, Insecta, Coleoptera, Nitidulidae. The record is from the annotation of a GenBank genome assembly.
AUGUCUACCGAAGGGAGGGAGACCCUAGUUCCCGUCGGAGGAGAUGGUGCCGCGACAGGCGCUCCCCGAUCGUCAGCCGUCGACUGUCGGAGCCCAGCGAGAGACCAGGCUGGAGCUCAUGUAGUGGCUACUGGUAAGGAACAGGCAGGGAAACUGCCCAUGCACCCAAUGCUGAAAGAUGUACUCAUGGCAAUGAACAGGAGCGUUUCCCUAACGGAGCUAGGGUCUGCAAGCCAUUUCAGCGCCAAAAGUCCGGUGGAAAAAACAGCAGGGCAGGACUGGUCGCGUCCUAAAGCAGGUAUGGAAAAUGAAUUCAGAGAGACCAUGGAAGAAGUCACCAAACUAUCGACAGAAAUGGAAAAACACAUAGAACAGAACACGAGGAGAGAACUUAAAGGAUUAAUCAAAGAAUUACUAAUACAAGUAGAGGUCCUUAAUAGAGUGAUAAUUAAGAAAUGGCUGGAUGAACACACAUAUGAGCCAGUAGAGAAAAUGUACAUAGAUGUCGAUACGCAAACAGAGACGCAACCCAAAGAAUACGGGUCUCAGACCGAUAUUACCAUCGAAAAGAAAGACAACGUUACCCAGACGGAAGAGGCCACAUAUACAUACAGCGGAGUUUUGGCAGAAACACGAGAAAUAAGAAGCCUGGAAGGAGUGGGCAGUCUAAAUGACGUCAUGGAAGCUCAUUCUUCAACCAGCGAAGAGGAAGACCCAUAUCGCAAUUCAUCCGAAAGUGAUGUUGAUUAUAUUCCGCCAAAUAAAAAAACAAAACAUUCAGGAAAACUAUUCGAUUUUUUCAAAAGCCUCAAGACUCCUAAGCCAAAGUCAUCAACUUCAUUGUUAGUUGUAGAAAAAAAUGACGAAGAAAUCAAUCCUGAAAUCGUCGACAACGAAUCUCCCUCUUUUGCAGUAGUGGAUUACAAUGAGAAGUUCAAGAACAGUCCGAUGCUCGAUGGAAAAUUCUUUCAGGUUCAAAAAUGUGAUGAAAAAAUGCAUGUACGGGCCAUAUGUCAAUUAUGUCUUCCUGUAAAAAAGGUGAUCAAGGGUUCUAGAGAAAUCACGACAAAUUUCGUUAAACAUCUAAGAAGGGUUCAUGGAGACAAGUAUGGUGAUUAUUUAAAGUACAAAGAGAGAAAACAUAGACAGAGAGUGUUUAAUAAUGAUUCUGAUGCUACGAGUGCCGGUACAACGAAGAAAAAAUCAAAACAAGAUACUUUGAAAAAAUACAUCACGAGUCCAAAUCCGAAAGAAAAAAUCAGCGAUGAGACUGAAAUGUGCCAUUCUCACAUACAAAAUCUAAAAAAAGAAAUUGAAAAGCAAGAUUAUGUUUGUGCUACAGCGGACAUCUGGUCAACGAAGCAGAGGAGUUUUAUGGGUGUCACUCUGCACUGGAUCGAUUCAAACUUGGACAGAAAGUCAGUAGCAUUGGCUUGCAAAAGGUUUUGUGGAACUCACGACUACAAGAACAUCGGAGAAAUGCUUGAAAAUAUUAAUUUAAAAUUUGGAAUAAGGCCUACGCAAAUAAUUGCCACCGUAACGGACAAUGGCUCCAAUUUUGUAAAGGCGUUUCGUGAAUUCGCUGUAGGAGAUGGAGAAAGAGAAGUACAUGAAGAUUUGCAAGCCGAAACUUCCAUCGGGGUUCAUGAUAGAGAAGAGGAUGUUGAUGAAGAGGAUAUCACCUUUGAACAAAUCGAUGUUUUUGAUAAUCCUGACGACUGCAGGAUAAUUCUUUCAACCCAUGUCCGUUGUGCCAGUCACACACUCAAUUUGAUUGCAACAACUGAUUGCAAAAAUGCAAUUCAAUCAAAUGUUUUAGUCAGAAAGAGACAUACCGAAGUUUUUUUGAAAUGUAACAUAUUAUGGACGAAAGCCAGGAGACCCAAGACUGCUGAAAUAAUCAAAGAUGCCUUGGGUCACACACUAAGUUACCCGGGAGUGACAAGAUGGAACUCGUACUACGACUCAGUUUCUCAAAUUUUAAGCGAAAAACUGAAACUGCCUUCUCUAUUCCAACGCCUUAAUAUGAAUUAUUUCAGAGAAACGGAGCUAAAGUAUUUGGAGGAAUAUUGUAUGGUUCUCAAACCUCUAGCGUCUACUCUUGAUCUUCUUCAAGGUCAGGAUUGUGUUCAUUAUGGAUACAUUCUUCCAAGUCUGUUGUCUCUGAGGAAUAAAUGGGAGAAGAUAAAACUUCAAGAAUUAAGUUGCGGUGGUAAACUUCUUCUGACAACUUGCAUGCAAAGCUUAGAAAGGAGAUUUUCUGACAUACUCAACCUGUUUUCGAAAGAGGCUGUUAUAUCCGCAAUUGUGCAUCCCCAAUUUAAAUUUCGUUGGUGUAAUGUUAUAAAAAAUACCGACCUCACUGUGGAUGAGAUGAAGAAAAUUGUGAUUACUGCUGCCGAGACACUCAUUGCCCUUGAUGGUGGCGAAGAGUCGGGGGAUACUUCAAGUGACACAACUGAUUUCAAUGAACGGCCUCAAGACCAAUCCCAAAAAGUUACACAAUCCAUGAAGGAAAACGAAAAAAUUAAACCAGCCAAGUCCAAAAUUGAGCUGGAGUUAUACAAGUUUCUUGAUGACAAAAGAGAGACAGAUGAAAGGGUGUCUCUGGCAUUGGAACAAAUUGCCACCCGUAUAGCCAACAAAGAAAAUAAAGCUCCAAAUAACAUUUCAGCCUUUUGCCACAAUUUGGAGACCGAAAUGAUACGCAUGCCAUCUGAUAUUAUUGAAGACUUUAAAGACGAAAUAACCGAGUUAUUGUUGAAAAAAGACGUCAAAUUAAAAAUUUAUAUAGAGAAUAAAAAUAAAGACAGUAUAAUAAAUGUAUAUUUAUCUAUUAGUACAAAACCUUAA